Messenger RNA from Aspergillus sclerotioniger CBS 115572, 2104 nucleotides. RefSeq lists its product as uncharacterized. The transcript has a single exon. Gene Ontology annotation, biological process: pyrimidine nucleobase biosynthetic process; UMP biosynthetic process. Lineage: Eukaryota; Fungi; Ascomycota; Eurotiomycetes; Eurotiales; Aspergillaceae. Gene Ontology annotation, molecular function: orotidine-5'-phosphate decarboxylase activity; orotate phosphoribosyltransferase activity. The coding region runs from base 437 to 1792 and encodes 451 amino acids. The record is from RefSeq and is a predicted model, not a curated record.
GGAGCGAUCUGCUGAAUCCAAUCCGAUUCCUACUCGAACCACAUCCGAACGGGUCCCCCUCAACCCCUGUCGACUGAUCAUGUCGAGCUAAAUGUCGGAAAAGUGGGGACAGUGUUCAAUUGUCAAUCAUUUUGUCUCGACCGAGUCGACCAGUCAAGGGACUGGAAGUGGGUUUACCACCCAUCUAAUUAGUGUGUACCUAGCUCAACCGGACGAGCUCCCUGAGCCCAGAAAGUGAGGGAAACAAAGAAAAGAGACAUAACAGACUGACCUUCCGGUCGUCCUGCUCUCCCACCUUUUCCCCCCUCUCACCUCCUCCCCUCCCCAUCCCUUUCCCUCACCCUCUCUCUCUCUCGCUCUCUUCCUCUCUCUUUCUCCCUCAGUGACAACCAAUUGCUCUCCCUCUCCCGGGUCACCGUCGCUUCCCUCUGUCGCAAUGGAUACAUCUUCGUCGCUGGACUGCCCGUCCUUCCCCGGCAAUCGUAUCGUUUCCUACCUCCAAACCUUGGCCAAGUCCAAAUCCGAACUGCCCUAUGGACUGCCCGUCUGUGUCUCUCCCUCUCACACGAUCACCACCACCGAUUCGCUCCUCAACCUCGCCUCUUUGGUCGGCCCUCACAUCAGUAUUCUCCAGGUGCAUGCCGAUAUCAUCGAUGACUGGUCCGAAGAUACCGUUCGCCAAUUGUCCACUUUGGCCAGAAAACAUGGGUUUUUGAUCUGGGAGAGUGGUCGGAUCCUCAAUGCUACCGUCGACGUGGUCGGUCGGCAGAAGACCGAGUCGAGAGAAGCACGGAAUGGAGCGGUUGAUCUGAUCCGGAAGAAGUACACCAGAGGUGUGGUGAAGCCGGCAUCAUGGGCGGGAAUUUCCACAGCCUGGGCUUCCGGAGCCGCCGUUUAUAACCAAGAAGCCGACAUCUUGAUUCCGACCUUGAAGGCUGCUGCUCGGGAGGCCGUAGCGGACACGGUGCAGACCAUCCGGACCGAAAUCACAGCGAAUAGUUUCGCGAAUGAGAAUUCCGUCGACGAUCAAGACUCUACACAACCGCAACAUCUCACCGAGUACGCUGUCGAUCAUAGCGGCUUGGGACUUCCUCCACGAAAAGCCUCGACUAUUUCACUUACCCAAACCAUCACGCAACAUACCGAGGAUUCUUCCGAUUACCCCUUGGAAUCCCCUCAAUUUGAGCGACAUGGUUUCGAGUUCGGGACGUUGAGUCCAUCCACGAUACCAGAGGAUCUUCCUCCCCCCCCUCUUCUGGCCCGUGGCUUGGUGCUCUGUCUGCCAUCCAGGACGGACACUUCCUUUACCCCCGAUUACCGUCAAAGCUGCAUAGCUGCUGCCCGUGCCAACCAAGAUUUCGUGGUGGGAUUCCUCUCUGGUGAACCAUGGCACCUGACUUCGCAAAGAACCGAUAUCUUUGAAACAGGUCUGCCGAGUUACGGCGAUGAACAACAGCAGCUUAGCCCAUACUCGUCUGAUGACGACGAGGCACUACCACACUUUGCCCUGUUCUCCCCCAUCGCUCAGCGCCACGACGGGAUGGGCGGGCAACUGCUCGAGGGUGGCGAUGGAGAUGAAGAGGUGAUGGAAGAGGAUGAGACGACCAGCUCGGCUCUGCCUGAGACUUCGAUACCUAUUGAGUCACUGAACCCGCUUGCCGCGAAAUUAUUCCAUGUCGCCGGAAAGGCAUUCAAACUACGCGAAGCUUCCACUCAGGAGAACGGGGUUGCGAAGCCCGAACCAACGAAAAGUUGCCAGAUCCUACAUAUCCCGAUCGUAUCCUUGCCAUGAAGCGGGACCAACUGUGGAUCCUUUCUAUACGCACUAUGUCGGAUUUAUUGCUUUGACUUGGGACUAACUAAUCACCUUUUCUGUUCGCAUAUAUACAUACUUUCCGCUACUAUGUCUUUUUAAAGCAACACUAUUGCACAUGGGGGUUAUGGAGUUGAGCGCUCUGAAAAUCAUUUCGUUAUAUCAUGUUCUAUCAUUGCCAUUUGUUUGAAUCUAGCAUGUGGGGGGUCAGAAAUCAUCUGUGACUAUAGCCAAGGCAUCCAACUUUUUGCAUCACUAGACCCAGGGAAAUUCAGAAUUCCAAAUACCAAC